UCCACUGCCAAGUCAAGCACAUGUCCAUACUGGUUUCCCAGAAAACCAUCAGACUGGAGCAGUACCUCCGUGUCCCCCCUACAGUGACUGUGUCCCAGUCUUCACAUUCUUUGGACGUGGUGGCAGUUACCUGCCACGUGCAGAGAUUCUAUCCACAGAAUGUGCAUCUCAGCUGGUUGGAGAACUGCCAUAUGUUCAAGGGAGCUGUGCAGCCCUCGUCCAAGCAGAAUAGUGAUGGUACCUACACCUUGGAAAGCUUGCAUUUGGUGAAUGCCUCAGUGUGGGAGUCUGAACGUGUACUUACCUGUAAAGCGCAGCAUGAGACCCAGCCUCCCAUCCAGGCCAGCCUCAUACUGUCCACAGCAGUGCAGGACACAUACAAACUCAUUGGGAGCACAGGUCCAGAGAUGCCUGCCCUUAUCUUGAUGGCUUUCCUCCUGGGCUUCAAAGUGGUGCUGGUGAUCAGUUUCAUAGCCACCUAUUUCCACAGGUAGUGGAACCUGUAACAGGUCCUGCAUACUCUGUGAUACACUGCCUCCCUCCCUGUGCAAGGGGCUCAAGUGGAAAGAAGCUGUAAGGACUGGAGAUGACUCAAGAUUCCCCGCCCUUCACUCUGCUUUCCCCACCUCCGACAUGAACACACUCCCUUCCAUACAUCCUCUUAUGUUCCUUCUCUCUGACCUUUGGAAUUGAGUCAAGGAUGGACAUUGGUCACGUUGAUCCGGAAUGUCUGGACCCUGAUGCACUGAGCUUCAAAUUGGCCCUGCCUCCACCCCAAAGAGAAUCAAGUAGAUCAAGAAAACAGGUUUCCAUUGUGCCCCUGCUCAAGAACACUUAAUUUUCAGAGCACUUUUUACUUUUAUCCAGAGCUUUUGCAAGUGUGAUUUCAUUUUAACACACAUGUACUUUAAAUCACUAAGUUGAAUAAGAUUCUUCUAUUCUGAAAUUUAUAAUAUAAAAAUAUCUACAUAACUACCUACCAUGCUAUGUUUGCAGACUGUUAACAUUUUGCUAUUGUGAGCUGUUGUUCCUUUGAAAAUUACUGUACUAGAUUUGGUAUUCAUAAUCUCAAUCACGAUUUUAUAACUUUACAACAUAUGUAUAAAUCCUUAAGCAAUAUAUAAUAUUGCUUGCAUGUUUUAACUUUUAUAUAAAUGUUAUUAUACUGUAUACAGCCUACUGGAACUUUUUUUUUAUACUCAA
Molecule: messenger RNA, 1203 nt
Organism: Odocoileus virginianus texanus
Lineage: Eukaryota; Metazoa; Chordata; Mammalia; Artiodactyla; Cervidae
Source: RefSeq, a predicted model, not a curated record